This is a messenger RNA of Stereum hirsutum FP-91666 SS1, 1616 nucleotides long. RefSeq lists its product as uncharacterized. The transcript is spliced from 7 exons. Bases 134 to 1597 code for a protein of 487 amino acids. The record is from RefSeq and is a predicted model, not a curated record. Lineage: Eukaryota; Fungi; Basidiomycota; Agaricomycetes; Russulales; Stereaceae.
CAUCUCUGAGAAUAAACGUCAAUUUCUCGGAUGAGUGCCUUGUCAUCGCCUUUCAAAACCUCUUAUAUCUCACAAGGAUGCCCCUUCCUUCUCGAGCUUCCCUCUAUCCUUGCAUCGACAGCAUCAUAUUGACAUGGCCUUCCAGGUGCUCGAGCUACUCGUUCUCCUGGUCGUUGCAGCUCAAAGCAUACACGCGAUCACCGUCCCCCAGACAGCUCCUUCCAAUGCAUCGACCGUCGAUCCCUCCUUACUAAGCGUAUCGAUUGAAUUCUUCGCCUUCCCUGGAUAUACCGACCUCUCAGCCACAUCCACCUGUCUCGCCAACAUCGCCUCCCUUCGUGGCGCACACCCUGCGGUUCGCAUUGGCGGUACUACUCAAGACCGAGCGACAUACGACCCCAGCUUGUCCAGAGCAGUAAACUAUAGCGUCGCCUCGCCUGCAGACGCCCCCACCUCUUUAACAUAUGGUCCUUCCUUCUUCGACCUUGCAGCUGACUUAUCCGGAGAUGUCACCAUCGGGUUCAACCGACAAUUGAACGAUAUCAGCAAUGUAGGCGCCGCGGCGGCGGAAGCACAGGACACGAUGUCCAAUUUGUAUGCGAUUGAGUUGGGGAACGAGCCAGAUUUAUAUGGAAGUGGGUCACCUAUCAUACCCUCGUCUGGAGGUUGGACUCCAACCACAGAUGGUCAAUCUCAAAAGGAAUGGGAAACAGGAUUAGCUCCUUCAGUCGGAAACAUCUUCCAAGCCGCAGUAUACAUCUCAUUCCCGACUUGGAGCGCGCAAGGGCUUAUACCGAUCCUAGGCUCAGCUAUCGAUUUUGUCAAGACGUUCUCGAUUCAUUCGUACCCUCAAAGCGCCUGCGGAGGUGCCAGCACAGAUUUGAAUUCGUUGAUGAGUCAUUCAGGGAUCGCGUCGUAUACGAGUCGCUUCAAACCCGACGCGGUAGCUGCCCACGGUCAGGGCAAGCAGUUCUUCCUCGGCGAGACAAACUCUGCUACGUGUGGAGGAGGUGGUAUCAGUCCAACCUUCGGCGCGGGACUUUGGAUCGUCGAUUACGUUCUCCAAGCGGCUCUGAAUGGCGUCGACAGGCUCUACUUCCACCAAGGCACCAUCGGAAACUGUGCAUACUGCUUCUGGAACACGACAGUAAUAAACGCACCCUACUAUGGCGCCUACUUUGUCUCCCAAUUCCUCGGUACUGACGGCGCAUCCAUCUCCGAACUCUCCACCGACUCUAGCGCCGUCGCAGUCUACGCGGUCUACUCCUCCUCCAACACCCUCCUCCGCACACUCAUCUACAACUCGAACUACUUCGACGGGACCGGUACCCGCUCAAACCAGACCGUCCAACUCAGUGGCCUAUCGAGUAGUCUGAGUAAGGCGACGGCGGUGAGGUUGACUGCGAAAGACGCUGGCGUUACUAUUGGACAGGGAGGUGCUGAGGUGGGAGCUGUGACGAUUGGUGGAGGGAUGACGUUUGGAAGUGGGUGUGAGGUUAGCGGAGAGCAGACGGGGGAGAGCGUGGCGGUCAGUGGUGGUGUGGCGAAUGUGGUCGUGCAGGAGUCGGAAGCUGUGAUUGUUGAUUUUACUAGGUGAUGUGACCGAGAGGAAUGUG